Molecule: messenger RNA, 1072 nt
Organism: Mangifera indica (mango)
Lineage: Eukaryota; Viridiplantae; Streptophyta; Magnoliopsida; Sapindales; Anacardiaceae
Product: histidine-containing phosphotransfer protein 1-like
Exons: 6
Coding region: 293-748 (151 amino acids)
Biological process (GO): cytokinin-activated signaling pathway; phosphorylation; phosphorelay signal transduction system
Cellular component (GO): nucleus; cytoplasm
Molecular function (GO): histidine phosphotransfer kinase activity; protein histidine kinase binding
Source: RefSeq, a predicted model, not a curated record
GUUUCAUAAAUAUGAUGUGUUAGAGAGAAGGAAACAAAGAAAACAGAAAAACAAUAAACCCACACAGUAGUGAAAACAACAAAGAGAGUGACUUCUUCGGAUACAACUAUUUAUAUUUAGUCUGCUUCAAGGAGUGCGGAGAAUCUAUCCUUCCUCUCACUAUAUAACUCAUCAAAUCUUAUUCUUUGUUUUACUAUUUUUAACCAAGAAGAAGAUGAUAUAGUUCACUUCUUCUGCACAACUCUCAGAUCUAUUUUCAAGCAAGUUAAUACUCAAAAGACAACAAGAAUUAAUGGAAACUGUUCCUCAGUUGCAGAGGAAGUUAGUUGAGUACCGAACCUCUUUGUUCAAUGAGGGAAUUCUGGACGAUCAAUUUACCCAGCUUCAGGAACUGCAAGAUGAAAACAACCCAGAUUUUGUUGUUGAAGUUGUGACUCUUUUCUUUCAAGAUACUGAGAGGCUUCUCAAUGAGUUGGCCAGGACCUUAGAUCAACAGACAAUAGAUUUCAAUAGGUUGGACGCUCAUGUUCAUCAGCUGAAGGGAAGCAGCUCCAGCGUUGGAGCACAGAGAGUUCAGACAGUUUGCGUUCUCUUCCGCAACUACUCUGAAGAAAGGAACAUUGAAGAAUGUCUGAAAUGUCUGCAACAAUUGAAGCAAGAGUUUUAUUUUGUGAAAAAUAAGCUUGAAACACUCUUCAAGCUUGAGAAACAAAUUCUGGAAGCUGGAGGGACAAUUCCUGUGCAAUGAAAUGCAGCAGAUUCAUGAUCAAUCUGAGGACAAAAUUAAAUAAGCUAGUGAGUAGUAUGGAUGAGUUGGCCAUGUAGAGAAGCUCUUUUUUCUUUGUCAGUUUGUUGUUAUUGAGUCAGUUGUAGUUCAUGUUCAGGAAGAUUUUUAAGUUACCAGAGAGGGUUAGUCAGAUUUUGAUCUUGAUUAAGCUUGUAAAAUGUCAUCCAAUGUCUCACCAAUGAAGAUCAAGACUCUGUCAGCCCUUAUCUAUUUCAGCAUUGCACUGUAUUUUGUUAGGUAUUCAUGUUUAUACACACUUCAUUAUGGGAAAUUUUUGCUUCUCAA